Messenger RNA from Perkinsus marinus ATCC 50983, 999 nucleotides. RefSeq lists its product as hypothetical. The transcript is spliced from 2 exons. Lineage: Eukaryota; Perkinsozoa; Perkinsida; Perkinsidae. The record is from RefSeq and is a predicted model, not a curated record. Bases 1 to 999 code for a protein of 332 amino acids.
AUGGCCACGGCGCCGGCUCUAGCAGCUGCAAGACUUGAUGCUCUGCAUGGUCUGCUCGGCGACAUGUGUGAUGACUUGGUGGACCCUAUAUGGAACUAUCUUCCUCCGACUUACCCUAAUGGUUGCACUCACAUCAAAGGUACACGACUCCCUGAUGCUUUCGCCCCCCUCGAGUUUGACUUGAUUGACUCGGUCGAACCCACUGAGAUGCUAGGCAUGAUCGGCCCAAGUACUGUUGUCGUUGCUUCUUUGCAAGGCGGCCCGCAAGUGGGUCCGCAUCCGCUGUUGGGUGGGUUUGGGAUCGACCCUGCUCGCCAGAUACCAAUGAACGAUGCGAGUCAGAAAUCUCCCGAGGUAGUCUGUCACCUUGAAGGUGUAUUGCAGCAUGGUUGUCUGGUCAAUGGGCAGCUCUAUUACACUCUUAUGGAUGACCCUAUUCACCUUCUCAGAAGACCUGUCCUACGAGGGCCAUCCGCCCCAGCGAUCAUGGAGCUUCCGGAACAAUGCCGUCAACUGAAACCAGUUAAGGACUGCCUCUUCCUUGUUGGCAUGGAGACUGAUUGGCUAUACAUGCUCAGUCCCAAGAGCCGUGAAUUCAAGAAGGUCCUCCGGCUCUCUCGCGAUCUUGAUCGCCUGAUCAUCUGGGAUGAUGAAGACGAAUGGGACCCCGGCUUCAUCAUCCCUGACCCUGUGUUCCAAGAUGCUAUUCUGGAGAAGGGCCGUCCGACUCACGUUCUUUAUACUAAGGGUAACUCCAAACGGGGAGCUCUGUCUUUGGAGGAGAGUGAUGAUUGGACGGCCCACAUCGCUAUCCGUGGGAGACGAGAAGCAGUGCGAGGAAACAGAGUUACUUAUUGCGCAGGAUACUCUGUCAUGAAGCUUCGCCACUAUGUGAGGUACACUCGUCAUGAGGAUCAUGGAUUCCACAUGGAAUACAUAGAAGAAGAGGAGCGUGAACUGUACGGUUCUGAUUACGAUAGCGAGGAAAGUGACUUCUGA